Messenger RNA from Colletotrichum truncatum, 1557 nucleotides. RefSeq names its product Xylosidase/arabinosidase. Lineage: Eukaryota; Fungi; Ascomycota; Sordariomycetes; Glomerellales; Glomerellaceae. The record is from RefSeq and is a predicted model, not a curated record. Gene Ontology annotation, molecular function: hydrolase activity, hydrolyzing O-glycosyl compounds. Gene Ontology annotation, biological process: carbohydrate metabolic process.
AUGAAUCUAGCCGAAGUUAACCCCAUCAUCCCAGGUUUUGCGCCUGAUCCCUCCAUAGUGCGUGUUGGGGACUGGUUCUUUCUCGUUAAUUCUUCUUUUCAUUUGUUCCCGGCACUGCCCAUAUUUGCCUCUGACGAUCUGAAGUCAUGGAAACAUAUAGGAAACGCCAUUGACAGACCUGGUCAGAUAGAUCUCUUCAGAUCAUCGACAAGACUCUCACCACCAGCGCCGGAGACAGAUGGCAAGACGCUUCCUGCUACGGCAGGACUUUAUGCCCCGACAAUCCGACACCACUCGGGGACGUUCUACAUUGUCUGCACGAACGCUAGGUACGAUAAAGAAAAGAAGUCUGUGGACAAGGAGAACUUUCUCAUCUCGACAAACGAUAUAUGGGCUGGUAGAUGGAGCGAUCCCGUCCACUUCGACUUCAUUGGCAUCGACCCCGACAUUUUCUUCGAUCAAGAUGGUAAAAAGUACAUAACAGGCUCUGCAACUCCUGGCCCAUGGACUCGGAUCAACACCUUUGAAGUUGACGUUGUUACCGGCAAAAGACUGUCCGAGGAACGCACAAUCUGGACCGGCACGGGUGGCAUAUACCCAGAAGGGCCCCAUAUUUACAAGCGAGAUGGAUGGUAUUAUCUUCUCAUCGCCGAGGGUGGCACACACAUAACCCACAUGAUCACUAUGGCUCGAUCAAGAAACAUAUGGGGGCCCUACGAGCCGUGCCCGCAUAAUCCAGUCUUGACUGCCUAUGGAACUAACGAGUACGUCCAACACACUGGCCACGGCGACCUUUUCGAAGACCACAAUGGGAGUUGGUGGACUGUCUGUUUGGGUGUUCGAAAGGACAUGGAAGGCAGGUACGCGAUGGGCAGGGAAACAUUCUUGACUUCAGUCGACUGGACCAGCGAGUGGCCUAUAUUUGAGCCUGUGAAGUCAGUUCCCGGUUUAAUAAGAACAACAGCUGAGAGCUCUUUGACUUCUUCGACGCUUUCUGUUGACUGGGUUUACAUUCGCAACGCCAUCUUGAACAGAUACCAGUUCGCCGAGUCGGACACCACCGUCAAACUCAUUCCGUCGGCCGUGGAACUUUCGAACCGACAGGAAUCACCCACCUUCGUCGGCAAGAGGCAACGAAGGCUGCAAGGGAAAAGUAGUGCAACAGUUGCGGGGAUUUCAGAAGACUGGGCAACAACAGGUGUGAACUGUGGACUGGCAUACUACAAGGAUGAACACCGAUACUUUCGCCUCUUUUUUGAUGCUUCAAAAUCUACGAUGGUGUUCCAACAGAAGAACACUGCACAAGAGAUUGAUGAGAGAAAAGAACACAAACUUGAGAGCUUUCCUUCUGGGAUUUCCAUCACGAUGGCCUAUACGGAGCAAGAAUUCAAGCUGUUCUACACGGUAGAUCCUUCUACUGAAAGGCUUCCAUCGGAAAUUGCCGCUGUCGAUACGUUAGAAAUGACGGAUCCAGAUUUUGUCGGACCAUUAAUCGGUGUAUUUGCGACCGCAGCAUCAGAUGAGCACCCGGUUACAUUCGAGGCAAUUGAUCUAUAA